CUUCACUUGGUUCUUUCCAUACUUUCUUAUCAUGACUGAUCCACCGGAUCAAAAGAGACUUCCUAAAAAUGCUACUCCUACUCUUCCAGAAUAUAUACUUCAAACUGAUCUUCAACACCUAUCAUGCUCUCCCCAGUCUUUCCCAACAACUUCUUUCCAGUCCUUCAGUCAGUCUUCGGGUCCGCGCUCUCCAACGUCAAGUGAAGUCGAAGUUAUCAUGGAUGAUGGAACGAUCCAAAAAAGAUCAGUAUCUUUAUCUACUUUACCCGAUCAAGAUGAACCUUCUGAACAUACCUCCAAUAACUCUAGAGAUGGGAAUUUGGAAACUACACCAUUACUAUUCAAUAGUAGAAACCAACAUUAUCAAAGUACUCACAACAAUGAUAGCUCCUCUGACGAACAAGACAGCUCCUGUACUGACACUUCCGAUACCUCUAGUGAUUCCGAUUCUGAUGAUCCUUUUUUUCCACCUAGUCAUCCACUUAAACAACAGCAAGAACAACGUAGACGAAGGCGAAGACAAUAUCAUGUUGUGGACGAAACAGCAUUUCGACAACAUCCUGUUUGGUAUCAGUACCCGGGUCUUACCCUUAGAAGAUGUUUACAAAUGAUUACUCUCACACCUCAAAGCAAAAUGGUCCUCAAAUGCAGCUUUGCUUACUUUUUAGCGUCCUUAUUUACUUUUGUACCUGUACUCAACGCGUUUAUUGGUCAUAAUCGAACUUCAAGUCAUUUGGUCGCCACAGCAACUGUCUUCUUCAAUCCUGCGAAAACUCUAGGUGGUAUGGUGGAGGCUGCUGCCUAUGGUUGGGGUUAUACUUUAUUUGCUCUUAUCAUUUGUAUAGGUUCAAUGAUCACUACUGACUAUUUUGUGGAUCUUGGUUAUUUUGAUGUCGCACAUGCUAUUUCUUUGAUCUUUUGGUUGGCUGGAUCUACUUUUAUUGUCGCUUUUCUCAAGGCUCAUUGGAAUAAACCUCCUGUUGCUACUGCAUCUAGUCUUUGUUUUAUUAUCAUCUUUAUUAUCGUUGUAAGAGAAGGAUCUGCAAAUUUAGGGGACUUUGAUACCACAAGAAUUGAACAAAUCACUUCGGCUGUGGCAACUGGUACUCUGAUUACUGUUACAAGUUGUAUUCUAUUUUGGCCAGUAUCUGCUACAAAGAAACUUUGCAAGGAUAUUAAUGUUACACUAUCUUCCUAUCGUGUACUCUUGAAGCUGUUGACCAAAACCUUCUUAUUGGAUGAUGAUCUACCUGAAUUCAAAGCCAACCGCACUUUACAAUCUGCUAUUGAGGCACAUCGAUCCAGUUUCACUUCAUUACAGAAAUCACUCAAGGAAGCUAAAUUGGAAAGAGUAUGGAGCUCUGAUAUACGUGGUCAUGAAAAGGAAUACGAACAAGUAGUGGGAAACAUGGAACGACUGGCGCAGUACAUAGGCGGAUUACGAAGUAGUUGUGGAUUGCAAUUUGAACUCAUCAAUCGACCAUCAACUCAAGGAAAAAGAAAACCUCAACGAUCCAAAACUAUAGUGGGCACACCAGAAACAUCUAAUCCUACAGAAACAUGGAAUGUACGUGCUGGAUAUCGACGUCGAAAAAUGCAGGAUGAAUUGAAAAGACAGAGAACAACAACAGUACCUCGCCGAUCUCAUAGCACUGAUCUUCCUCGUUCGUCAAUGACCACAGAAACAAUGCAUCAUCAUCAUCAUCAUCAUACAGAUAGAAACAUGGAUAUUCCGGAAGAUGAAUAUAGUAUUUUGAUUGAUUAUAUCUCAACUAUCAAACAUCCACUCAAGUCUUUGGCAUAUACCUGCAAACAAACACUUCUGCAUCUUCAAUCUCACUUUUAUUCAGGUAUUCUUGUAUCUCCUCGAACAAGGAAAUCAAUUCCAACUGCUCAAGUACUCAACGAUAAUUUGGUCAAGGCAAUUGCACUUUUUGAAGUGGCACAACGACAAGCGCUACACAAACUACACAAACGACGAAUCCAACAACUAUGUAAUGGCAAAGAGAUAGACAAUGCUCCUGGGGAAGAAGUGUUUUUGGUAUACUUUUUCGUCUUCAAUAUGGUAGAAUUUGCACGACAACUCAUACCUUUGGUGGAAUCUGUAGGAAGAUUGGCUGAAUCUAAAGAAACUCGACUAGGAUGGUUAAGGGGGUUAUUUACAAAGAAAAAAUAUCAUCACAAGAUAAAUCCUGAAUCUGCUUUUAGUUCAUCCUAUCAAGACUUCAUUCCUAAUGAACGCAAUAUGACUAAUACUUUACAUACUCCUUUGGCAAGGACAAAAUGGCGAAGAUUCUUCAUUCGAUUAUGGAAAACGUUUUCUCUCUUCAAGGAACAAAAAAUUCGGUACGCUAUUAAGGCUUCUUUAGCAGCAACAUUAAUGGCCACUCCAGCAUUUUUGGAAAGAACUGGUCCCUGGUUCCGUGAAUGGAGAAUGGAAUGGGCUUUGAUUACGUUAAUGGUGGUGAUGACUCCUACAGUGGGUGGAACAAACUUAGUAGCCAUUUACCGUAUAUUCUCAACGAUUCUUGGUUGUUAUUCCGCGGUGAUAUUCUAUUUGUUGUUCCCUGGCAACAUGUAUGCACUUCCAAUUCUCACUUGGUUAUUUUCCAUUCCAAAUUUCUGGUUGAUUCUGAACCACAAGCAUGGUAAAUUCGGUCAAUUCACACUUUUGGCAUAUAACUUGGUGAUGCUCAACAAAUACAAUGAUCGUGAAACAGAUACAAUUGAAGUAUGGUUUUUGGCAUUCCAACGGUGUGUUGCUAUCUUGGUGGGUGUUGUCGCAGGUUUACUGGUGACAGCUUAUAUAUGGCCUUAUGAAGCUCGUGUGGAAUUACGAAAAGGUAUGUCUGAUUUUUUACUACGGUUGGCUUGGUUAUAUCAAAAAUUGGUAUCUGUUUAUUCUCAACAACCUACGGAUAAAAUGAUUGUGAUACGGGGUGCCAAGGCAGAUAUCAGUGAUGAAGAUGAUGACGACGGCAGUGACAACAACAACAACAGCAGUGAAGGAUCACCGAAUACAAGAGUCUAUCAUCUGACACCCAAUAUGCAACGGAAACUGUUGACGAAAAACUUUAUGAAUUUUGAAUUGGAACUACAACGCACAUUGAUUGAUUUGCAAGCACUUUUAUUACAAACACCUAAUGAACCACGUCUCAAAGGCAAAUUUCCGGUAACCACUUAUCGUACCAUGCUCGAUUCAUGUCAAAAUAUUGUGGAUAAAUUCUUAUCAAUGCGGACAUUGAUACUCAAGGAUGCCUGGUUUGAUGAAGUGCAGCGUGAUUUCGUUAUCCCAGUCAGUCAUGAACGUCGUCAAUUGGUGGGUAAUGUCUUGUUAUAUUUUUAUCUAUUAGCUUCUGCUUUACGAUUGAAAACACCUCUUCCUCCAUACUUCCCUCCUGCUCGACAAGCCUGGAAAGAUCUACUAUCUCAUUUGCGUCACCUACCAACCGUGGAACAUCAACAUUUAUUGGAAAAGGAUCAUGUCUAUAUCUAUUAUUAUGCUUAUGUUACCAUGAUGGAAGAUAUCAUUCGUGAAUUGGAUAAGCUUGGUGAUACCAUGACACAAUUAUUCGGAUCCCUUAUACCUUCAGAAGAAUGGGAACGUUUAUUCAACAUUGAUAUGGAACAAAAUACGAUUAUCCCCACAACAUCAUCCAUUACAUCCUUUGAUUAAUCAUUAGUUAGUCUCAUCCAUUUUAUAUGUAUUUCGGUUCCCUUUUUUUUUAAGCCUAAUUAUUGGCAAUUUUUUUUUAUCUCAAUAAAUCAAUAGAAUCUUUCUGUAUAGGUACGGAU
Molecule: messenger RNA, 3795 nt
Organism: Halteromyces radiatus
Lineage: Eukaryota; Fungi; Mucoromycota; Mucoromycetes; Mucorales; Cunninghamellaceae
Product: Fusaric acid resistance protein-like-domain-containing protein
Exons: 7
Coding region: 32-3676 (1214 amino acids)
Source: RefSeq, a predicted model, not a curated record